Molecule: messenger RNA, 2334 nt
Organism: Paraglomus brasilianum
Lineage: Eukaryota; Fungi; Glomeromycota; Glomeromycetes; Paraglomerales; Paraglomeraceae
Source: the annotation of a GenBank genome assembly
AUGAGUACAAGCUUAUUCCUUGAAACACUUCGAAGGAACGAUCUCGAAAUGUAUUAUGGAAGAGACUUCUUUAAUGCUAAUCUUCGCAUCGCGUUUAUUCACUGCUCGGAUAAUCCGAUCGCCCUCAGUUUAUCAGCAGCAGGAAUCCACGAUUUACAGAGCCUAGCACGACUUCCUCUAACAGAUUAUACACUUGUUGGCGUCAACGCAGUAGAUGACCGGAAACGUCUAUUUAAUCUUGCCCAACAAAUAAAAGCUGACUUACUCAAUGAAUCACCUACAAAUUCAUACAGCAAUAAUUCAUCUAAUGCCGCUCGACAGGACUUUCAAUUUCCCGCACGAACUUACGGUACAUCGGUUCCGACGUCUGUGGAGCAACCAUCUCAAGACAGCUCUAGCAGUGGCUCCAUUCCUGGUCGGCGCUUCUCACCAUCAUCUAUCGGUCGGGGUCGUACCACGCUUGCUACUCGCACACGAAUACCAUCACCUUUCAUAAAUGCUAGCCGAUCACAGCAACAAGCGCAAUUAUCUCAGCAUCAACAAUUAUUAGAAGCUCAGUUGGCGGCCGAAGAAGAAGAGGACGAAUCGGUGCAGAUAAAGGCCGGGCAGGCACCCCGGUUGAAUGCUUAUGGUGUGCCAAGUAGGCAUCCAUCAAGGAGUAACUCGUACUCUGUUCCGAAAUAUGCUAACGCACCCAGUAAUUUGAAUGACAAAAUAAGAGUUUGCGUCCGAAAAAGGCCUUUAAAUAAAAAGGAAUUAGCCAGAAAUGAAAAGGAUAUAGCGAUUAUAUCUGGUGGUAGAACUCUACAAGUCUAUGAACCAAAAACGAAGGUCGACUUGACUAAAUAUGUCGAACAGCACACGUUCGUAUUCGACGAUGUAUUCGAAGUAGAUGCUGAUAACGAUGAAGAAUUGACGUUCGACUUUUCCCCUACGGCCUAUAUAGGAAGUGGCAAGACUUAUACUAUGCUUGACGAGAAGAAGGGACUAUAUGUGCUGGCUGCCCAAGAUAUAUUCAAUUGCCUUCAGAGGCCAGAGUAUAAUCAUUUGGUAGCAUGGAUAGGCUUUUAUGAAAUAUACCAAGGACAUCUGUAUGAUCUCUUGAAUAAGAGAAAAAAGCUUUAUGCUCGUGAAGAUGGGAAGAAGAAUGUAGUGAUAGUUGGAUUACAAGAGUAUCCUAUUGACACUGUCGAGAACUUAAUGGCAGUCUUCGAUUAUGGAAAUACUGUUCGUAGUACUGGAAGUACGGGUGCCAAUGAGGAUUCUUCGCGUUCUCACGCUAUCUUACAAAUAGUAUUGAAACAUAGGAAGAAUAGAAAGAAGUUUCAUGGUAAACUUAGUUUUAUAGAUUUGGCUGGCAGUGAACGUGGUGCGGACAGAGGUGAAGCUGAUCAAAAAACGAGAAUGGAGGGGGCCGAAAUCAAUAAGAGUUUAUUGGCGCUGAAAGAAUGCAUCCGAGCAUUAGACCAAGACAAGAGACACACUCCUUUCCGUCAGAGCAAGCUCACCCAGGUUCUUAAAGACUCGUUUGUUGGCAAUUCACGGACUUGCAUGAUUGCAACAGUAUCCCCAAACAUUUCAAACAGUGAACAUACGCUUAAUACUCUGAGAUAUGCAGACAGAGUGAAGGAGCUCAAAUCUGAGAGAGAUCGUGCGGAACGUGCUGCCGCUGGACUUGACGAAUUCGCAGGCGAUUCCUAUACCGAAGGUUACUUGCAAAAUGAAGAAAAUCGUCCUGAAUACAACAGCAGCGAAGAGCAGUUGGCAGAAAACGGCUUUGGUAGCGAUGAGGACGAUGAUCUCCUCGGACAAGAAAUGCCAGCGGAUGGGCUUGUGGAUGAAGAUUUUCCUCAAUACGUCAGUAACCUGGAAAUAGAUUCAUUUGAACAUGAACAAGAGUCGCUAGAGAAGAUGAUGCCAGAUCUUUCUCUGAACGAAGGGCAUAAUUAUUCCAGAAAUAGCAUACAUGCUUCGCAUGGCAGAUCAUUGUCAAUGUAUUCAAGCUCCCCAGACGUUCGACAGUCAGAUGUAUACUCAACACACUUAAAUAAUAACCAUUCAUCAGUAGAAAUUUACAGCCCAACGGAAAUUGACGACUUUGUCAAACGCCAUAGACAUCAACUACGAGAAAUCAGUGAAUACAGCCGCAAAGAAACUCAACUUUUAGCUGACUUCACCCUAAGUUUCAAUGCCAACAAGGACAUGGGAGCAACAGCUGCUGAAUCAGUUAAACCCUUUGAAGACUAUAUGGAAAAGUUAGAUAAUUAUCUUGAAAAUAAGGCUGAAAUUGUUCAGGAGCUCAGACGUACAAUCAGUCAGUUGCUGAGACGAUGA